AGCGGGACGGGGCGGGGGUGCCGCGGCAUGGCGGGGCGCUGAGGGAGCGCGGCAGCGAGCGGCGGCGGGCGCCGGCACCCGGCCCCAGCGCGGCAUGGGCAGCCGCGGGGUCCUGCGAUGAGCGCUCCCCCGGCGGCUCCUCCCCGCGCGAAUAUGGGCACAGCCGUGUCCAAAAGGAAGACGCUGAGGAACGAGGCCAUGUCGUCGGUGGCGGCUAAAGUGAGAGCAGCAAGGGCUUUUGGAGAAUAUCUUUCCCAAAACCAUCCCGAAGGUAGAAACGGCUCAGAUCACCUCUUGGCAGACUCCUACAUCGGGCAGGAGGACUCCCCGGAGAUGCAGCAGGCAGCACAGAACAAGCGCAGGCUCUCCGUCAUCUCCGAUGGCAAGUUUGAGCGGAGCUUCACCGAGGAGCAGGCAGAGAAGGUUCCCAGUGAGGGACCCAAGCCCCGGGUCUACACCAUCUCCGGCGAGAGGCCGAUGCUGUCAGACCACGAGAAUGAAAGUAUGGAACUGGUGGUGAUGAAGGGGGCUGCCCAAGAGGAAUGCCACCACGGUCACCAAGUGCACGGUGCUGGUGGCUCUCAUGGUGCUGGCAGGCAUUGCAAGGGCUGGCCAGGCAGCAGGCAGGGCUCUAAGGAGUGCCCAAACUGCACCCGGCUGGCUGCCCCUUCCCAGCAUUCCUUUGACCUGGAGCACCAUCAGUCCAGCGAGACAGGGUGGCACAGGAAAAGGCUGGAGAGGAUGUACAGUGUCGAUCGAGUGUCUGAUGAUGUCCCCAUACGAACCUGGUUCCCAAAAGAGAACCUCUUCAGUUUCCAAACUGCUACUACAACUAUGCAAGCGGCGUUCAGGGGCUACGCAGAGAGGAAGAGGCGGAAGCGAGAGAAUGAUUCUGCAGCUGUUAUACAGAGGAAUUUUCGGAAGCACCUCCGCAUGGUGGGGAGCCGAAGGGUUAAAGCACAAACAUUUGCCGAACGGCGUGAGAGGAGCUUCAGCAGGUCCUGGAGUGACCCGACUCCCAUCAAAGCCGAUUCCUUCCAUGACUCUCGAGAAAGCCAUGACCUUCAGGAUUCCUGUGGCACUUUGGAUGGCAACUUUGACUUGAACUGGGAAGCAGAAAAGGAACUUGAAGCCGUGGCAUGUGAUGGAGAAGACUUUAUUCCACCAAAAAUAAUGCUCAUUUCCUCCAAGGUGCCCAAAGCAGAGUAUGUCCCAACAAUUAUCCGCAGGGACGAUCCCUCUAUCAUCCCCAUUCUCUAUGACCAUGAACAUGCCACCUUUGAUGACAUCCUUGAGGAAAUAGAGAAGAAGCUGAACAUCUAUCGGAAAGGCUGCAAGAUCUGGAAGAUGCUGAUAUUUUGCCAGGGAGGCCCUGGUCACUUAUACUUGUUAAAGAACAAAGUUGCCACAUUUGCCAAAGUGGAGAAGGAGGAAGAUAUGAUCCUCUUCUGGAAGAGGUUGAGCCGGCUGAUGAGUAAAGUCAAUCCUGAACCAAAUAUCAUUCACAUCAUGGGCUGCUAUGUUCUUGGAAACCCCAAUGGGGAGAAGCUAUUUCAGAAUCUGAAAAACUUAAUGAAUCCUUAUAGGGUUGCCUUCGAGUCUCCACUUGAACUAUCAGCUCAAGGUAAGCAAAUGAUUGAGACUUACUUUGACUUCCGCCUUUACCGCCUCUGGAAGACCCGCCAGCACUCUAAACUAUUGGAUUACGAUGACAUUUUAUGAGCUGGAGAAGACUUUGCAAGAGGAAGUUGAUCACUGGUGUCCAGGAAGUCGUGCUGAUUGCAGAGAGACUUUUUUAUUGGCACGGGGAGCCCUUCAAAGCCCUAUGGGAGGCAGCAGUGCUAAAGGGAGGGAAGAAGGAGCCCUCGGAAGUGUGUUGGGAGGAAAGUCUCCUGGGUCAAGAGAGACUGGAGGGAAAGGGUUUGACACCUCACUCGCCUCAGGUCAGAGCCAUGGUGUCUCAGGAGGAGCUGUGUGCAACGAGGACAGGAUGGAGUUCCUAGCAGAACUGAGCUGUUUUGGGUCAGAAUGGGCCAGAUUUGAUUCCAGGUCCUUUUAAAGACUUUUGAAGCUCAGGUUUUCUUACAAAAAAUUAAAAUCAAAUCACUUACCCAUGCACUACACUGAAGAAGUGACCAGAGCACAGAGGAAGGAGGGUUUGUACUGAUGGCACCUUCUGUGCAGGGGAUGUUGGAGAGCAAGGACUGCUACACCUACUCCUGCAAGCUUAGAGCAAGACGAUCCAGUUUCCAUGUGAAUAUAUACUGGAAGAUAGAAUUGAAACCUAUCUCUUUUUGGUUUUGUUUAAUAGAAAUUAAGAAGUGCAAUUUUUAUAGCAAGGGGGGGUAGAAUCCCUCCCAAUAUUUAAUUAGUUAAAAAUAACACACCAGUAACCAAUA
Molecule: messenger RNA, 2399 nt
Organism: Pezoporus flaviventris
Lineage: Eukaryota; Metazoa; Chordata; Aves; Psittaciformes; Psittacidae
Gene: NSMF
Product: NMDA receptor synaptonuclear signaling and neuronal migration factor
Exons: 15
Coding region: 118-1722 (534 amino acids)
Biological process (GO): regulation of neuronal synaptic plasticity; positive regulation of neuron migration
Cellular component (GO): nucleus; cytoplasm
Molecular function (GO): protein binding
Source: RefSeq, a predicted model, not a curated record